AGUAAUUCAGUCUUGUGUGACGAAUCGUUCUGUCUGAUUACUGGGAACAAUAAGGUUUUGUCCUUUUUCAGAUAAACGAUAAGUGUUUUUCCGCGAUAAAAAAACAAACAAAAACCGAUUUUCUUUUUCUAGCUUUCUAAAUUUCUAUAGAAACUGACGUUUUUAGAUUAGAUCCGAUCCUGGUACAAUUUCGAUUUGAUAGGACUUAUCAGUGUCAAUUUCGCGAUUAAUUUAUCCGGUCGAAAGUCUAAUUAGUCACGGGUCGAAAUUCGGCCGUCAGCGUCGGCGCCCUCGCAGAUUCCAAUUUACAUUGAAAAAUUACUUUUAAAGUCUGUUGAGGUUCUUUUUGUCGUUUUAUGUAAUUCAGCGAGUUGGAAGAGAGAAGGUUCCAGGAUGUCAUACGCGAUAAACGGAAACGUGAAAAAGGCUUCACCCUACUGCGAAGACGAUGUCUCCGAUGAGGCAUUUCUCAGAAAUAGACGAACGGAGAACACCGCCAACAGCAUCGAAGAAAGGCAGAGAGAACUGCUUCUCAAACGAAAGGAAAUCGAACAAAGGACUAUUAAAUCGACUGAGAAGUCCCUGAGCUAUUUGAGAAGUUCGGAGGAGGUCGGAGUAGCGACUGCCGAGGAACUCCUUCGCCAAAGGGAACAACUGGAAAGGACUGAAAAACGCUUAGAUGAUAUAAACUCGACAUUACGAUUCAGUCAGCGCCAUAUUCAAGGGAUUAAGAGUGUUUUUGGUGGUUUGAAGAAUUUUAUUAGUGGUGGGAAAAAUUUACAGAAUAGAGAUGUUAAGAAUCCUAGUGAAAGUAUGUCCAGUACGUCUUCUUCUUCCCACGGCCUGCAUAACAACCCACUCGUACAAAAUCCAAAGGAUGAUUCUAUGCAUCCAGGGUUACGAAUUCAUGAUUUUUCUUUGGAUGAUUCUCAACUACCGACCAAUUCAAAUACUCAGGAAGUGAUAGACGAAAAUCUAGGCCAAAUGCUCAAUUCCAUUACUAAACUCAAAGGUCUAGCACAUGGAUUAAGUGAAGAACUAAACUCUCAAAAUGACAUGAUAUUUAAUGUUAUUGAAAAAGUGGACAGAGCUGACACCACUAUUCACAAACAAAACAAGGAUAUCAACAAAUUGCUAAAAUAAACAACAAAAAUGUUCAAUUUUUCUAAAUUUAUAUAUAACUAUGUAUUUCAAAAGUGAAUGUUUAAAUAUUAUUACUUUAUUUUGAUAAUAGAACCAAAGCAGAAAAAAAUUCUAUAAUUUGUGAAAUAGUUCAUAAAAAAAUCAGUUAUAUACUUAUUUGUUAUGUGUACAUCACUACUAUCAACAUAUGAAAAAAAUUUUUGGUCAAUAAAUGUGGUUAUUGUUAUUGUGUUAUUAUUACUAGUUUAGUCUUAUUUUAUAAAAAUAUUGUAAUAUAUUUUAAUAUGUUUAUUACUUUUUUGAACUCUCUUUAAUUGUUAAUUUUUUUUUGGUCAAAAUUAUUUGUACAGUGUUAAGGCCAGGUGUAAGAGGGAGAAUCUAUGUAUAUCAUGUGCUAUGAAAUAUUAUUUCUAGUAUUAUUGAAAUUAUUCUAAUAUUAUUAGUCCUGUAUAAAGCAAUACCAAAUUUUGUGCAUUAUAGCUUUUAAUUUUUAAAGUAUUCGUUCUUUCCAAAGCAUUUGUGUUAUGCACUGUAUUAUCUGUGUUAUUAUUAUUUUAAAAAUUUAUCAGUCUACCAAAAGUUAUAAAUAUGUAUACAGAAAUUACAUUCCUAUAAUUUCACUUGUACCAACGUAUUUAAUAAAUUGUGUGUCUUAAAAAAAAAUAAAAUUUUAUAUUUUCUGUUCA
This is a messenger RNA of Cimex lectularius (bed bug), 1829 nucleotides long. It is a transcript of the gene Snap29, whose product is annotated as synaptosomal-associated protein 29. Gene Ontology annotation, molecular function: syntaxin binding; SNAP receptor activity. Gene Ontology annotation, biological process: synaptic vesicle fusion to presynaptic active zone membrane; exocytosis; synaptic vesicle priming. Lineage: Eukaryota; Metazoa; Arthropoda; Insecta; Hemiptera; Cimicidae. Gene Ontology annotation, cellular component: SNARE complex; plasma membrane. The transcript is spliced from 5 exons. Bases 394 to 1143 code for a protein of 249 amino acids. The record is from RefSeq and is a predicted model, not a curated record.